UAUGGAUCAAAUAGAGGAAGAACAUAAGAUAAUUCAUCUAGAAAUCAAGUAUACUACAGAAAUUCACAAAAACGUACCUAUUGAUCUCAAUGGAACCGUACUUAAGUUCUAGGAGACUCUCCAAGAAUUACUCAAGGUCCCAAUUGAGAAAUAGAAGAUUAUGAUUAAAGGAUCUCUUUUAAAAUAAGACUAAAAUCUUUCAAAAUUGAAUCUCAAGAAUGUAAAAUGGCAUUUAUAUCUUAGGGAUAAUAAAUUAUGGUUAUGGGUGCAAGAGAAGAACAUCUUUUAAAUUUGAAAUAAGGCAAGAAAAUAUUUGAAGAAGAUCUCACACCAGAAUAGAAGGCUGUUUUAUUGAAAUAGAGAGCAGGAGUAUAUAUACAAUCUCUAUCUUAUUAGAUUGUUCUACCAAUAGGAUUAGUCAAUUAAGGAAAUACAUGUUAUAUGAAUGCCUCAAUUUAAAUUUUGAGAAGAGUCAAUGAGUUGAAUGAAUAUGUAAAGAAUAAUGCAAAGUAAGGAUAAGGACUUAGUGUCAAGUUAUUUAAUGCAUUAAAUGAUGUCUUCUAAAAACUUGAACUCAAAGGUGAACCAUUUAAGCCUUUGAAUUUUAUGACUGUAAUACAUUUUCUAAUAAAGUAUAGAUCUUCUUUUAGUUGUAUCCAGAAUUUGCUUAAAGGGAUAAUCAUAUGACAUUUAAAUAAUAAGAUGCAGAUGAAUGCUUUUAAAAUAUUUUAUAAACUAUUUAACCUUUGACUAACUAUGAGAAUGAAGAGGGAUUAUAAAAAAACUUAAUUUCAGAUUUAUUUGAAAUAGAAUUGAAAGCAACAAUCGAGAAUUAAGAUAUUCCAGAUGAACCAAAGAAGGUUAGUGUAGAGAAGGGUAAGAAGUUAAUGUGUAUAAUUGAUAAUCAAAGCAAACCAGUAAAUACUUUAGUUGAAGGUAUUACAGUGAGUUUGGAAGAAUAAAUGGAGAAGAUUUCUGAGACAGAUCAACAAACUCAUAUUUAUAAGAAAACACAAAGAAUUAGUAAAUUAGUAAGACUUUAUAAUUUAUAUUAAAGCCAAGUUAUUUAUUAUGUUAAAUGGUUAGAUUUUAUUGGAAAUUAGGAGUUUAAGGAAAGGAAGGAGUGAAAGCUAAAAUAUUGAGAAAUGUUGCAUUCCCAAAGAUUUUAGAUUUAUUUGAUUUUUGUGCUCCUGAAUUAUAAGAAUAAUUACAAACAGGAAGAGAUUAUGAAAAAAAGAAACUUUUGGAAAUGGCUGCUAAAGAGACAGAUGAGUUAGAAUAAUUCAAAAAAGAUUUAGAAGCAUCUGGAAAGAUGGUACCAGAUGAUACUAGAGAAAUUUAUAAAUAAUUUAAGGCUAAAAAAUAAUAAGAAGAAAUUAAGAAUCAUGAUGAUUAGUUGUAUAGAAAACAUGGAUUUGGAUUAGUUACAGGAAAUUAUGAAUUAAUUGGAGUUUUAAGUAAUUAAUUAUUUAAUUAAUAGCUCAUACUGGAAGAGAGGCUGAUUCUGGACAUUAUAUGGCAUGGGUUCAUCAUUCAGGUGAUAAUUGGAUAUAGUAUGAUGAUGAAAAGACUUCAGAGAGAAAAAUUGAACAUAUUUUAGAUUUGAGAGGAGGUGGAGAUUGGCAUAUGGGUUAUUAUCUGCUUUAUAGAAGAUUAGAAAUUGAGUGAUAUUAUAAAAAUGAAUAAUUAUCAUUAUUUAUUCAAGUUCAUUAUUGUAGGAGAAUCAAGUAGUUGUAUGUAUAAUAAGUUAGCUGUUGGAAAAAGUUGUUUAUUAUUAUAAUACACAGAAGGAAGAUUCCAAGUAGGGUAUGAUGCUACAAUUGGAGUUGAAUAUGGAUCUAAAGAAAUAAUCUAUGAUAAUAAACUAAUCAAGUUAUAACUUUGGGAUACGGUAUAAUAUAAUAAUAUUCAGGCAGGCUAAGAAUCUUUUCGCUCUAUAACUAGAGCAUAUUACAGAGGGUAUUUAAAGGCUAUAAAUAUGUUUAGAUCAAUUGGUUGUUUUUUAGUUUAUGAUAUCACAAGGAGAAUAACAUUUGAUAGAAUUUAAUCAUGGGUUAAAGAUGUGAAAUAAGACACUAAUAACAGAAUUGAAUUUUUGUUGGUAGGAAACAAAUGUGAUUUAAAAGAUCGAAAAGUUAGUUAUGAUGAAGGAAGACAAUUAUCAAUUUAAUUAGGAUGUGAAUUCUAAGAGACAUCAGCCAAAACUGGAGAAAAUGUGGAAUUUAUAUUUGAAUAUUUGACAAAGAAUAUAUAUGAGAAUAUAAAAUCUAAUAAAAUUGAUCCUAAUGAUCCAAAUCAUGGAAUUAAAAUUGGAAAAAUAGGAUAAAAUGAAAAGAUUACAGAAAUUCCUAAGAAGAAACAGAGAAGUAUUUGUUGCUGA
Molecule: messenger RNA, 2380 nt
Organism: Paramecium pentaurelia
Lineage: Eukaryota; Ciliophora; Oligohymenophorea; Peniculida; Parameciidae
Source: the annotation of a GenBank genome assembly